CCAUGGCGACGCGGCGGUGACGUCGCCGGCCGGGGGGCGUGGGCGUCCCGGCCCCGGAGUGCGAUAUUAACCCGGGAGGCGGCGGCGGGGAGGGGAGAGGCUCUGAGAGGCGAGGCCGGGUGAAUCGGCGAGGGCGUCCCGACGGGCUCGGGACGGGACGGGGCAGCGCGGGCGCCGGGAGCUGCGGCCCGGAGUCGGGGCGCCUCGCCCCGGGCCCCCCAGCAUGAAGACCCCGGCGGACACAGGGUUUGCCUUCCCGGAUUGGGCCUACAAGCCGGAGUCGUCCCCCGGCUCGAGGCAGAUCCAGCUGUGGCACUUUAUCCUGGAGCUGCUGCGGAAGGAGGAGUACCAGGGUGUCAUCGCCUGGCAGGGGGACUACGGGGAAUUCGUCAUCAAGGACCCCGACGAGGUGGCUCGGCUCUGGGGUGUCCGCAAGUGCAAGCCCCAGAUGAAUUAUGACAAGCUGAGCCGGGCCCUGCGCUAUUAUUACAACAAACGUAUUCUGCAUAAGACUAAGGGGAAACGGUUCACCUACAAGUUCAACUUCAACAAACUGGUGCUGGUUAAUUACCCUUUCAUCGAUGUGGGGUUGGCUGGGGGUGCGGUGCCCCAGAGCGCCCCGCCAGUGCCGACCGGCGGCAGCCACUUCCGCUUCCCUCCCUCAACGCCCUCCGAGGUGCUGUCUCCCACCGAGGACCCCCGCUCACCACCGGCCUGCUCUUCGUCCUCAUCCUCCCUCUUCUCGGCUGUGGUGGCCCGGCGCCUGGGCCGAGGCUCUGUCAGUGACUGUAGCGAUGGCACGUCAGAGCUGGAAGAGCCGCUGGGAGAUGACCCCCGGGCCCGACCGCCUGGCCCCCCGGAGCUGGGUGCCUUCCGUGGGCCCCCGCUGGCCCGCCUGCCCCAUGACCCUGGUGUCUUCCGUGUCUACCCCCGGCCCCGGGGUGGCCCUGAGCCCCUCAGCCCUUUCCCUGUGUCGCCUCUAGCCGGGCCUGGCUCCCUGCUGCCCCCUCAGCUCUCACCGGCUCUGCCCAUGACACCCACGCACCUGGCCUACACUCCCUCACCCACGCUGAGCCCUAUGUACCCCAGUGGUGGCGGGGGCCCCAGCGGCUCAGGGGGAGGCUCCCACUUCUCCUUCAGCCCCGAGGACAUGAAACGGUACCUGCAGGCCCACACCCAAAGCGUCUACAACUACCACCUCAGCCCCCGCGCCUUCCUGCACUACCCUGGGCUGGUGGUGCCGCAGCCUCAGCGCGCUGACAAGUGCCCGCUGCCGCCCAUGGCACCCGAGACCCCACCAGUCCCCUCCUCAGCCUCGUCCUCCUCUUCUUCCUCCUCCUCUCCAUUCAAGUUUAAGCUCCAGCCGCCCCCACUGGGACGCCGGCAGCGGGCGGCUGGGGAGAAGGCUCUGGCGGGCGCUGACAAGGGCAGUGGCGGUGCCCUCGGUGGUGGUGGCGGCGCAGGCGGGCUGGCCGAGGGGGCCGGGGCGCUGGCCCCCCCCGCCCCCCCCGCCCCCCCGCCCCCCCCGCCCCAGAUCAAGGUGGAGCCUAUCUCAGAAGGCGAGUCAGAGGAGGUGGAGGUGACUGACAUCAGCGACGAGGAUGAGGAAGACGGGGAAGUGUUCAAGACGCCUCGUGCCCCCCCUGCACCCCCGAAGCCCGACCCCGGCGAGGCACCUGGGGCAGCCCAAUGCAUGCCCCUCAAGUUGCGCUUUAAACGGCGCUGGAGUGAAGACUGUCGCCUGGAGGGGGGUGGGGGCCCCACUGGGGGCCUCGAGGAUGAGGGAGAGGACAAGAAGGUGCGUGGGGAGGGGCCUGGGGAGGCUGGGGGGCCCCUCACCCCAAGGCGGGUGAGUUCUGACCUCCAGCACGCUACAGCCCAGCUCUCUCUGGAGCAUCGAGAUUCCUGAGGGCUGUGGGCAGGGGACCCCCGUUCCCUCCACCCCCCCCAUGCCUCUUUUGCUGCCUUAACCCCCCCAUUCCCUGGAGGUGAGGGCAGCUUUCUCGUCUCUUCCCUGCCUCCUCCCUUUCCCCUCCCCCAUGUUUUGUAUAAAACUUUUAAUUUCUUUUUUUUUUUUUUAACUGUGAGGGUGGGUGGGUGCCCAGGGCUGGGGGCUGUCCCCUGUCUUUCUGGGUUUCUAAGCUCCGGGCAGACUGGUAGGGGGGAGGGGGGAGUUACGGGGGCCACCUCCAUUCUGGGGAAUUUAUAUUUGAACUGAGGCUCUGGCCUCAAAGCCCAGGAACUUUUUUAUUACAAUCGCUUAGGAAGUAAAGCCUUGUCUCCCUCCCUGUUCUCUGCCUCCUGUACCUCUCUCCCUUUCCACCCCCGGCCAUCCUCAGCCCCAAUCCUGCCUUCCCUGCCCCUCCAGGGGCCAUGAGUGCCUGGGUUUCUCAUACCCCCCCACAGGGUUGCAGCAGAGGAGGGAGGAACAUUUUAUGAUGAACCAAAAAUUCUGUGGGGGGGGGGUUGGGGGUGGAGGAGGGUGAGGGGUGCCGCCCAUAGGCCACAAAUCUCUACAAGUGCCUGCUAUCCCUCUCCUACUUCCCACCCCAGCGCCAGUCCAACCCCUUCACCCCCAGCUGCUCCUAGGACUAGCCCAUAGGCAGGCAGGUGGGAAGGGGGUGCCCUGAAACCAAACUGGAAGCCCCCUCUGCCUCCCAGCUGGGGCCCCUGGGCUGGGGGUCUGUGGUCAAGCCUUAUUCUGUAUUGGGGAUGGAGGGUUGGGGGGAGGGAAGUUGGGGGCUGCUGGAGAAUGUAUUCAAAACAAUAAAACUUUGGACCUUU
Messenger RNA from Kogia breviceps (pygmy sperm whale), 2784 nucleotides. RefSeq names its product ETS2 repressor factor (gene ERF). The record is from RefSeq and is a predicted model, not a curated record. Gene Ontology annotation, cellular component: nucleus. Gene Ontology annotation, molecular function: sequence-specific DNA binding; DNA-binding transcription factor activity, RNA polymerase II-specific. Gene Ontology annotation, biological process: regulation of transcription by RNA polymerase II; cell differentiation. Lineage: Eukaryota; Metazoa; Chordata; Mammalia; Artiodactyla; Physeteridae.